AUGGCAACGCUGCCUCCCCCAGGACCUCAGAGCUUUGCCCACUUCACAAAACAGUCUCUUGCCCUCAUUGAACAGCGUAUUGCUGAAGGAAAAACAAAGGAACCCAAAGAAGGAAAGAAAGAUGAUGAUGAAGAAGGCCCAAAGCCAAACCGUGACCUGGAAGCUGGUAAACAGCUGCCCUUCAUCUAUGGGGACAUCCCUCCAGGCAUGGUGUCACAGCCCCUGGAGGACCUAGACCCCUACUAUGCAGACAAAAAAACUUUCAUAGUAUUGAACAGAGGGAAAGCAAUCUUCCGUUUCAAUGCCACACCUGCUUUGUACAUGCUCUCUCCUUUCUGUCCUCUAAGAAGAAUAUCUAUUAAGAUUUUAGUACACUCCUUAUUUGGCAUGCUUAUCAUGUGCACUAUUCUGACGAACUGCAUAUUUAUGACCAUGAAUAACCCUCCAGAUUGGACCAAGAAUGUAGAGUACACUUUUACUGGAAUAUAUACUUUUGAAUCACUUGUAAAAAUCCUUGCAAGAGGCUUCUGUAUAGGAGAAUUCACUUUCCUUCGUGACCCAUGGAACUGGCUUGAUUUUAUCGUCAUUGUUUUUGCGUAUUUAACAGAAUUUGUAAACCUAGGCAAUGUUUCAGCUCUUCGAACUUUCAGAGUGUUGAGAGCUUUGAAAACUAUUUCUGUAAUCCCAGGUCUGAAGACCAUCGUGGGGGCCCUGAUUCAGUCUGUGAAGAAGCUCUCAGAUGUCAUGAUCCUGACGGUGUUCUGUCUGAGUGUGUUUGCGCUGAUCGGGCUGCAGCUCUUCAUGGGCAACCUGAAGAACAAGUGUGUGCGGGCUUCUUCAUACGAAAAUCUAACCGUUCCAGACAUCUAUGACGAAGACUUCUAUAGAGAACAUUUUUAUUUCUUGGAAGAUUCUAAAGAUGCUCUCCUUUGUGGUUUCAGCUCAGACUCAGGCCAGUGCCCGGAAGGGUACAAAUGCAAGAAAGCAGGCAGAAACCCCGACUAUGGCUACACAAGCUUUGACACUUUCGGCUGGGCCUUCUUAGCCUUGUUUCGGCUAAUGACCCAGGAUUACUGGGAAAACCUUUACCAACAGACACUGCGUGUUGCUGGGAAAACCUACAUGAUCUUCUUUGUUGUGGUGAUUUUCCUGGGCUCCUUCUAUCUAAUAAACUUGAUCCUGGCUGUGGUUGCCAUGGCCUAUGAAGAACAGAACCAGGCAAACAUUGAAGAAGCUAGGCAGAAAGAGUUCGAGUUUCAACAGAUGAUAGAUCGACUUAAAAGAGAGCAAGAAGAAGCUGAGGCAAUAGCGAUGGCAGCCGCUGAAUACGCAAGUAUUGGAAGAAGCCGAAUUAUGGGCCUCUCCGAGAGUUCUUCUGAAACAUCCAAGCUAAGCUCUAAAAGUGCUAAGGAAAGAAAAAACAGAAGAAAGAAAAAGAAUCAAAAGAAGUUCUCCAGUGGCGAAGAAAAAAGAGAUGAUGAGAAAUUGUCCAAAUCAGAAUCAGAUGAGAGUAUCAGGAGAAAAAGUUUCUACCUGGGUCUUGAAGGUCACAGGCGAGCACGUGAAAAGCGAUUGUCUACUCCUAAUCAGGUCUUUACUGGGAUCUUUGCAGCUGAAAUGGUUUUAAAACUAAUUGCCAUGGAUCCAUAUGAGUAUUUCCAAGUAGGAUGGAAUAUUUUUGACAGCCUUAUUGUGACUUUAAGUUUAGUGGAGCUUUUUCUAUCAGAUGUGGACGGAUUGUCAGUUCUGCGAUCAUUCAGACUGCUCAGAGUUUUUAAACUGGCAAAAUCCUGGCCUACCCUGAACAUGCUGAUUAAGAUCAUUGGCAAUUCAGUGGGGGCUCUGGGUAACCUCACCUUGGUGUUGGCCAUCAUCGUCUUCAUUUUUGCCGUGGUCGGCAUGCAGCUGUUUGGUAAGAGCUACAAAGAAUGUGUCUGCAAGAUCUCCAAUGAUUGUAAACUCCCACGCUGGCACAUGAAUGACUUCUUCCACUCCGUCCUCAACCUCUUUCUGGCUUUAUUACUGAGCUCAUUUAGUUCAGACAAUCUUUCAGCAGUUGAAGAAGAUACUGAUGCAAACAACCUGCAGAUUGCAGUGGCCAGAAUUAAGAAGGGAAUAAAUUAUGUGAAACAAACUGUACGUGAAUUUAUUCUAAAAGCAUUUCCUAAAAAACCAAAGAUUUCCAAAGAGAUAAAACGAGCAGAAGAUCUAAAUAAUAAGAAGGAAAACUAUAUCUCUAACCGUACACUUGCUGAAAUGAGCAAAGAUUACAAUUUCUACAAAGAAAAAGAUAAAACCAGUGGUUUUGAAAGGACCAUGGACAAAUACUUGAUGGAAGAAAGUGACUAUCAGUCAUUCAUUCAUAAUCCCAGCCUCACAGUCACAGUGCCAAUUGCACUUGGGGAAUCAGAUUUGGAGAAUAUGAAUACCGAGGAACUUAGCAGUGAUUCCGAUAGUGAAGACAGCAAAGGGAGAGAGAACCGAUUGAGUUCCUCUGAGUGCAGCACAAUCGAUAACCCCGUCCCAGGAGAAGGAGAAGACGCGGAGGCUGAAUCUAUAAAUGCAGAUGAGCCAGAGGCCUGUUUCACAGAUGGUUGUGUACGGAGGUUCCCGUGUUGCCAAGUUAAUAUAGAGUCAGGGAAGGGAAGAAUCUGGUGGAACAUCAGGAAAACCUGCUACAGGAUAGUUGAGCACAAUUGGUUUGAAAGCUUUAUUGUUCUCAUGAUCCUGCUCAGCAGUGGUGCUCUGGCUUUAGAAGAUAUAUAUAUUGAAAAUAAAAAGACUAUUAAGGUUAUCCUGGAUUAUGCUGACAAGAUAUUCACUUACAUCUUCAUCCUGGAAAUGCUUCUAAAAUGGAUUGCAUAUGGUUAUAAAACGUAUUUCACCAAUGCCUGGUGUUGGCUGGAUUUCUUAAUUGUUGAUGUAGGUACUUUGAGUAAAUUUGUGGUCGUGAAUGCCCUCAUAGGUGCAAUUCCUUCCAUCAUGAAUGUGCUACUUGUGUGUCUAAUAUUCUGGUUAAUAUUUAGCAUCAUGGGAGUAAAUUUGUUUGCUGGCAAGUUCUAUGAGUGUAUUAACACCACAAAUGGGUUACGGUUUCCUGACACUCAAGUUUACAAUCGUUCCGAGUGUUUUGCACUGAUGAAUGUUAGUCAAAAUGUGCGAUGGAAAAACUUGAAGGUGAACUUCGAUAACGUUGGACUUGGUUACCUGUCUUUGCUUCAAGUUGCAACAUUUAAGGGAUGGAUGGAUAUUAUGUAUGCAGCUGUUGAUUCUGUUAAUCCAAGGAUAAUUUAUGCAAGUUUUAAGAUAGGUACCUUUUUAAAAUUUUUUUUUACUAAGCGGCAAUGUUUAGUGGACACUACUUGCAAAGUUUACUGUACAUUCCAUAUUAUUCUUGUUUCUUUGCAGAACAAACUCCAAGGAUGUGUAUUUGACCUAGUAACAAAUCAAGCUUUUGAUAUCACCAUUAUGGUUCUUAUCUGCCUCAACAUGGUAACCAUGAUGGUAGAAAGAGAUGGACAGAGUGACGACAUGACUAAUGUCUUAUAUUGGAUAAAUCUGGUUUUUAUUGUCCUGUUCACUGGAGAAUGUGUGCUGAAACUGAUCUCCCUCAGGCACUACUACUUCACUGUAGGAUGGAACAUUUUUGAUUUUGUGGUUGUGAUUCUCUCCAUUGUAGGUAAGACCAUUUAUGAAGAUAUUGUGGAGAUCAUAAAUUGGAAAACAACAUAAAAUUCUUCACUGUGUGUAUGGUGUAGCCAUCCUUUAGCACGAAGCAAAGUUGAUAUUUUCCCCCAGUGA
Molecule: messenger RNA, 3801 nt
Organism: Hipposideros armiger (great roundleaf bat)
Lineage: Eukaryota; Metazoa; Chordata; Mammalia; Chiroptera; Hipposideridae
Product: sodium channel protein type 9 subunit alpha-like
Exons: 21
Biological process (GO): membrane depolarization during action potential; sodium ion transmembrane transport; neuronal action potential
Cellular component (GO): plasma membrane; voltage-gated sodium channel complex
Molecular function (GO): voltage-gated sodium channel activity
Source: RefSeq, a predicted model, not a curated record